This is a messenger RNA of Cynara cardunculus var. scolymus (artichoke), 993 nucleotides long. Its product is annotated as transcription factor bHLH36-like. Gene Ontology annotation, biological process: regulation of transcription by RNA polymerase II. NCBI's taxonomy places the organism in Eukaryota, Viridiplantae, Streptophyta, Magnoliopsida, Asterales, Asteraceae. Gene Ontology annotation, cellular component: RNA polymerase II transcription regulator complex. The coding region runs from base 102 to 875 and encodes 257 amino acids. The record is from RefSeq and is a predicted model, not a curated record. The transcript is spliced from 3 exons. Gene Ontology annotation, molecular function: DNA-binding transcription factor activity, RNA polymerase II-specific; protein dimerization activity; RNA polymerase II transcription regulatory region sequence-specific DNA binding.
UUUUUUUCCCAAUUAAAAUGUUGAUAAAUAUAUAAAAAUAAAACCAUUAGGUCAUGAUAAAGAGUGAGAUUCAGUGAGUGGACUAUUGAAGUCUAUACAAUAUGUUCUCUUCUUUCGAACAUAGCAGGGAGGUCUCUUUCCAGAUUCCUUCAACAACCCAGCAACAACAAGAUCAUCAUAAUCGUCUCACCUCCGUCACCGCCCUCCGUCGUCUUCCCACCGGACCUUUUGAUGAUCAUAAACUUGUACCUUCUCAACAAAAACCAGGCCGUAAGAGAUCAUGCAACAACCUGCAACAACAAGAUCAUCAUCUCGUCGUAGAUUGCGAUGAUGAAAACGAAAAGAAGAAGAAAAGACUGGAGCAUCGGGAGAUCGAAAGAAGAAGAAGACAAGAAAUGGCCAAUCUUUGUUCGUCUCUUCGAUCUCUCCUGCCUCUUGACUUCAUCAAGGGAAGACGGUCGACGUCGGAACACAUGAACCAGGUUGUGAAUUACAUAAAACACUUGGAAGAAAACAUCAAAGGCCUAGAAACCACAAGAGACGAGCUCAAGAAAACUUGCCCCCAUGUUACUGAUUCUUCAAGUGUUCUUCCAAAUAAGAAUAUCGAAAACGAAACUUCGGGUCGGCAUGGUCCGAAUACAGUGACAGUGGGGUGUAGCCAUGGCGGAGUUGAGAUUUUGAUCAAGAGUUGCACAGGGUUUCCCAUUUCAAGAGUGGUGAAAGCACUAGUUCAAGAAGGACUUAAUGUCAUAAGCUGCAAUUCUACCAAAGUCAAUGAAAGAUUUAUCCACUCUAUCCACUCUGAGGUUUCUGAUGAGAUAUGCAUUCAAGUUUCAAUUUUGCAGAAAAAACUGGUAGAAUUAGUGCUUUCAUGACUAGCAGCUCGAUUGAUUUAUAAGGUUAGAUAAAAAUAAUGCUUUCUUCAUCGUUUUAAUCAAUGUUUUGGUACAGUUGAAUCUGCUGUUGUGAAUGAGAUGGUGUUUUCAAUCCUUU